GAUUGGUUCGCAAGUCGUGUUCCCGGAAUUCAGUCAGCGCCGCGCGAAGGCUGAAGGGAGCGGGGCGGUGGGACCUUGUGUCGAGCCGCCAGCAGCACCCGGGACUUGGAGUGCCGGUAUGCCUCGGUAUGCGCAGCUGGUCAUGGGCCCGGCAGGCAGCGGGAAGAGCACCUACUGUGCCACCAUGGUCCAGCACUGUGAAGCCCUCAAUCGAUCUGUCCAAGUUGUGAACCUAGAUCCUGCAGCAGAACACUUCAACUACUCUGUGAUGGCUGACCAGCUUUCUCCGCUUCAGGUGGCCCAGCAAAGUGCCUCCAACUUCAGGUUCACAUCCCUUUCUGGUCCAGACAUUCGAGAGCUGAUCGAGGUGGAUGAUGUCAUGGAGGAUGACUGUCUGCGGUUUGGUCCCAAUGGAGGAUUGGUAUUUUGCAUGGAAUACUUUGCCAAUAAUUUUGACUGGCUAGAGAACUGUCUUGGCCACGUAGAGGAUGACUAUAUCCUUUUUGACUGUCCAGGUCAGAUUGAGCUGUAUACGCACCUGCCUGUGAUGAAACAACUAGUCCAGCAACUGGAACAGUGGGAGUUCCGAGUCUGUGGAGUUUUUCUCGUUGACUCUCAGUUCAUGGUGGAGUCAUUCAAGUUCAUCUCUGGCAUCUUGGCAGCCCUGAGUGCCAUGAUCUCUCUAGAAAUUCCACAAGUUAACAUCAUGACAAAAAUGGAUCUGCUGAGCAAGAAAGCUAAAAAGGAAAUUGAAAAGUUUCUAGAUCCAGACAUGUAUUCUUUAUUAGAUGAUUCUGCAAGUGACUUAAGAAGCAAAAAGUUCAAAAAAUUGACUAAAGCUAUAUGUGGACUGAUUGAUGACUACAGCAUGGUUCGAUUUUUACCUUAUGAUCAGUCAGAUGAAGAAAGCAUGAACAUUGUGUUACAGCAUAUUGAUUUUGCCAUUCAGUAUGGAGAAGACUUAGAAUUCAAAGAACCAAAGGAACAUGAAGAUGAGUCUUCUUCUAUGUUUGAUGAAUAUUUUCAAGGACACCAGAAUGAAUGAAGAAUUUUUAAAAUAGUAACCAUAUAUGUGAAGCACUGUGGCUGAACCAGCAAGACAUUGUUCUCUUCAAAGGAUGCAGUACUAGAAAGCUACUUAUUUUAAUGAAAAAAGUAAUACUUGGCUCUUUAGCAGCAGCAUGCCUGAAUCAAGUUCUAGUUAUUCUUCAAUGGCUGGUGUUUCAGGUGGAAUCUUUUAGUAUCAUUUUAACAGCAUCAAUUUAGAUUUUAAAUGUUGAAGUUGAAAUGAAUGCACAUAGACUUGUAUAUAGUAUGAAUGAGCGCUUGUGGUACAUUUAGGACCCAGUCUACCUUUAUUUCUACUGUUGGGUUUUUGUUAUUUUUGAAGGGUUUUUUUUUGGAGAGGCAGGGAUUAUUGUAAUAAAACAUAUGUAUGUGUGUCCAAAGGAAAAAAAUCUAGAAGGAUAGAGUUAAGACCCAUUGCUUACCUAUAUCUCUGAGUUUUCCUACUUUGAAAAUGUAUCAUUUGUGUAAUUAAAAAAUGAAAAGUAACUUUUAAAAUAUAUAUGUAUGUAUAUAAAUAAAAUAAAUAGAAAAUAGCA
Messenger RNA from Acinonyx jubatus (cheetah), 1604 nucleotides. It is a transcript of the gene GPN3, whose product is annotated as GPN-loop GTPase 3. The record is from RefSeq and is a predicted model, not a curated record. The transcript has 9 exons. Bases 119 to 1045 code for a protein of 308 amino acids. Lineage: Eukaryota; Metazoa; Chordata; Mammalia; Carnivora; Felidae. Gene Ontology annotation, molecular function: GTPase activity.